Molecule: messenger RNA, 3620 nt
Organism: Gopherus flavomarginatus (Mexican gopher tortoise)
Lineage: Eukaryota; Metazoa; Chordata; Testudines; Testudinidae
Gene: FAM81B
Product: family with sequence similarity 81 member B
Exons: 8
Coding region: 44-1156 (370 amino acids)
Source: RefSeq, a predicted model, not a curated record
ACACUUUAACCUUUGCUUUAGGUAAGAUUUUCUUCAAGCAAAUAUGUCAGAGAACUCCACUGAGUUGGUUAACUACCCUGACAAGGGCCAAGCUUUCCUUCCUGCAAUUCCCAUGAUUCCUGGAAACAGAGUGAAUCUUCUAGAAAACCGGUUGUCCAGUCAGGAGAGGACCACAGCUGUUCUCCUAGAUCAGGCAUUUCGAAUCAAAGAUGACAUUGUUUCUUAUCUUAAAGGAAGUAAGGGCCAUCAACAGGGGGAGACAACAGCACGACAACUGCUGGAAAACCACAUACAGACUAUUACAAGCAUAGUUAAGAAGCUCAGCCAUGAUAUAGAGGUUUUGGAGAAACAAAUAAGAACAAGAGAUAAUGUUACAUCAGGAACAACUUUUGCUGUUCAAAGUUUGGACCAUAAAUACCUACAUGGAUUUGGGGACUUGCGUGGAAGGGUGGCCAGAUGUGAUGCGAGCAUUGCAAAGCUAUCUGGAGACAUAAAUAUCAUCAGGCACGAGAUACAGAGGCUAGAGAAAGAGAUUGGUGGCGUCCGCUCUACCUCGGAAAGUUAUGCUAAUAAUUUAGAAAUGAAGGUAAUGCGGCUAUUAGACAAGCUUGAGACUUCCAACUCUGAGCAAAGCUCUCAUUUAAGGACAGUCCAGGGGGAUCAACACCAUGAAUUGCAACUUCUGGAUUUCAAGGUGAAUAGUCUUUUAAAUGACCUCCGGGAUCAAAUUCAGGACCAACGAAAGUGGACAGAAACCCAGCUGAGGCGAUCUGAACAAGAGCAAGCCUACAAUACAAAUCAAUUUCUUAAUGCAGUAAAGGAGAGACUGGAAGCAGCGGAAAAGAAACUGGAAGAAAACGUGCACCUCUCGCUAAAGCUAGAGAGUACCAAUAAACCACAGCAAUAUGAAAUGGUGCUGAGCCAAGUGAAAAAAUAUGAAAAUAAACUGCAUGCAAGAAUUACUAGAUUUGAAAGACAGAUCUGGAAUGAGCUGGAGGAAAUCCAGAAUGAAUAUAGAUCAGAAUUUCAGUCCAUUCAUGAAGCUCUCAACUCACUCCAACAAAUACAGACGACAAAACUGAAACUAGAAAAAAAGAAAUUCCAGAAAGACAUUAAAAAAAUACGAUGCAAGGUAUCUGAACUUCAGGAAGAUUGAAGCUUUUCCAACAUUUGCAGUUGUUCUCUCAACCUAACAGGACUGUUGACUUAAAGACUGAAACAAAGAAAAAUCUCAUGUCUCUAUAGCAUGUUACUGCUAUCCUUAAAUCAUAUUUUAUAAUAGAGCCUUCAUAAUCUAAUGCAACACUAAAGAAAAUCAGUUUUGGUGAUUUUGUCUUGUUUUAAUAUGUUGAAGCAAGGUCAGUGGGGCAAGAAAAUAAAUAUUAAGGACUGACAAAUUUGAAAAGGAUAUUUCACAAAAAAUAAGCUCUUAUUUGGGGAUUUUUAGGAUCCACCUGUCCAUGUAACUCCCUGAAAUUCUUAAGCAUAACAAGCCCACUUCUGGUCUGAAAUACACUGGAUUUACACUGGUGCAACUAAAAUCAAAAUUAGGCCUAGUAAAUUCUCACAGUACUGUUCUAUGCACAUACAUUAAGCCUAUUAAUAUUAAAUGCUAAUUGAAGGAAGAAUAGCAAUCCUCACCUCAGUCUCUCUAGAAUAUAGCAGAACAUUUACUGAAUGUAACUUGGGUUGGAGAAAAAGAGAAGUUGAGUCAUUCUAUGCAGCUAAGGAAACUGGUGCAAGUGAUAGAUCAAAGGCAAGAUAAUGAUAAUUUUUGCAUUAAAAGAAAUAUGGUAUCUAUUUCCAAGGUGCUUUUCUGGUUCUUGGAAAAAGGUGAUGGUUAUACCUAGGUUCUUGAUUAUUAAAGUGGGUAAAAUAAAAUCUUACAUACAUUUUUAUCUACUUCAUCUUUAAAAAAAGAAACAACCCUGAAAUAAAUUUCCCUGGUAAUUCAGGAUCCAGGAUUCUAAGGCACUAGUACACACUAAAUUCCAGUCCCACUGACAUCAGAGACAGUUUUGCCAGGGUUUGCUGGGGAGGGGAGGGAGAAUGACUACAAUGCAGUUGUGGUAGAUAUUCCGUCCCACAACUGAUAAAUUCAUUGUCUCUGAGCCUCUCUCCAGCAAAUCAAAUGGGACAGAACUCAGAUAAUCCUAGUGGCUCUGGUUUUCCAUGUUUGUCUAGGACAGCACACAUGGAAAAGUUUCUCAGGCAGGGGCCCAGCGUAGCCUCUUUAACAGCAUGGUUGAUGAAGGGGCCUCAGUACAAAUAACGGGAGAAUCCAAUUCAGUAACAAAUAUACUUUUCUUGCUGCAAGGAAACCUUCCUUUUCUAUGGUAUAUGCAAAACACUAGAAUCACAACAGGAAAUGGUGUAAAAACAAAAAUAGUGCCCAGUGUCAAAUGCAUUCCUUCUGUGUUUCAGUUUUGGUAAGUUUGACUCAUGUUGGGCCUUGCAGGUAGCACUCUUAUGAGACAGGUGUCUGCACUUAACACUGUUCGCUGCUCCCAUCUUGGCAACCCUUUAAGAUCACAUCACUCUGUGUGUCACACAUUUUCAGGGAACAGCAGAAAAUCUAUAGUGCCACCUGGAAUCCUAAUAUACUUCUACAGACCCUUACCCAGCUGUCUUCUGAACUCAUCCUAUAGGUCUUAUGUUAUUCCCUGCCUAUGAAGGUGACACUACUAGGUGCCACAAUGUUACUUGUAUCAGCCAUGAAAUUAUGGGAAAAUAUAGGGCCACGGAGGAAUUUAUUCCAAAGUAGCACAUUAUGUCACAGAUGUUUGGAUGGAUCCAGAGCAUCCUACACAGAACCUAAACCUGACACAGGGGGAAGACCAUGGCUGCAGGUGUGCAGACUUGCUCCUUUGUACUCUGGCAUGAAGGCAGGCGUAAUCUUGUCCAAAGUAUUGAUUUGCAUUGUUACACUGCAAGUUUGAGACAUAAUUUAGAAUUAAAAUCUCAUGUGAAAUAAAUGUGCUAUACGAGCUUCAGUAUUGCUAUUGUUGAUUGGGCAGUCGUCGUGCAAAAAGACAUGAUCACAACCUUCUAGUCACAUUUUCCUCAUGAUCAAAUUUAUACUCAUCUUCGCAUCCUGCCAAAGGUUCUUGGCUGUUCACAGCUCUUCCGCAUUGGUUGGCUUUGUGGAAGGCAUAUUAGUCUGGCCAGAUGGCAAGGCAGGUAACAGAAUUCAAGGCCCAAUCUUGGAAGUUCACAUCCAAUAAAAAUGUAGGACUGGGCCUUAUGCUUUUAAAAAAAGCAUAGUUUGGGCUAAAAUAUUAUUUUUACAUGGCAUUAAACCAAAAGAUAAAUUCCAGAGCUAUAGUCAGCUCAAAGUAUUUUGGAGUGUCAGAUAAGCGUAACCCCAUUUGCAGAACAAGUGGAGAUAUUUGUUACUAUUGUUUCUUGACAAUCAAAACUGCUUUUAUUGGUUAUAAGGCUGUUCCUUUCCCUCACAGAUGCUUUGCUUUCAUUUAAACUAUACAGAAUACCAAAAUACAUUAGAUCAGUGUGCUGGUCAUGUUUUGUGAUUUAAUUUUGUGUGAAACAAUUUUUGAAUAAGAAAAUUCUAUUUGGUGAAAGUAUUAUUGAGGGGUGGUAUGCUUACCACCUCUGAAAAG